This is a messenger RNA of Triplophysa dalaica, 649 nucleotides long. RefSeq names its product lens intrinsic membrane protein 2.5 (gene lim2.5). The coding region runs from base 73 to 594 and encodes 173 amino acids. The transcript is spliced from 4 exons. The record is from RefSeq and is a predicted model, not a curated record. Gene Ontology annotation, cellular component: plasma membrane. Lineage: Eukaryota; Metazoa; Chordata; Actinopteri; Cypriniformes; Nemacheilidae. Gene Ontology annotation, molecular function: structural constituent of eye lens.
UGAAUAUUUGUUCACCUAAAUGUAUGUCAUACGUUUACACGGUGUGUGUAAAGUCGCCACAGUUUUCUCAGAAUGUACAGUUUCAUGGGAGGGGGUUUGUUCUGUGCCAUCGUGGGCAACAUCCUGUUGGUGGUCUCCACGGCGACGGACUACUGGAUGCAGUACAGACUGUCGGGCAGCUUCGCUCAUCAGGGCCUGUGGAGAUACUGCAUGUCCGGCAAAUGCUACAUGCAGACCGACAGUAUCGCUUACUGGAAUGCCACCCGGGCCUUCAUGAUCCUGUCUGCCAUGUCGUGCUUUGCUGGAAUCAUUGCAGGAAUUCUCUCCUUCGCUCACUUUUCUGCCUUUGAGAGAUUCAACCGUUCCUUUGCUGCAGGAAUCAUGUUUUUUGUUUCCACGCUCUUUGUUCUUCUCGCUAUGGCAAUCUACACGGGGGUGACCGUCAACUUCCUAGGAAAGCGCUUCGGCGAUUGGCGUUUCUCCUGGUCUUACAUUCUGGGCUGGGUGUCUUUGCUCAUGACAUUUUUCGCAGGUAUAUUCUACAUGUGUGCCUACAGGAUGCAUGAAUGUAGAAGAGUGGCCGCUCCUCGCUAGAGCCAAUCGAAGCAUAUAAAGAUUGUGUAUUAAGGUGUGCAUGGCUUGGUUUCAC